AUGGAAAAAUCCAAAAAUUUCCGCAUCGAUGCGCUGCUGGCCGUGGACCCCCCGCGAUCGGCCUCGGCGCAGACCGCGCCGCUGGCCCUGGUCACGUCGCUCGCGGCCGCCGCGGCCGGCCCAGGAGGCGGCGGCGGCAGCGGGGCGAGCGGCGGCGGGGCGAGCGGCGGCUGCAGCCCCGCGUCCUCGGAGCCUCCCGCGGCGCCCGCCGACCGUCUGCACGCCGAGAGCCCCUCGCCGCCGCGCCUGCUGGCCGCGCACUGCGCGCUGCUGCCCAAGCCCGGCUUCCUGGGCGCGGGCGGCGCGGGCGGAGGCGCGGGCGGCGCGGGCGGCGGACCCGGGGGGCCCCACCACCACGCGCACCCUGGCGCCGCCGCGGCCGCGGCAGCUGCCGCCGCUGCCGCCGCCGCCGCGGGGGGCCUGGCGCUGGGGCUGCACCCCGCGGGCGCGCAGGGCGGCGCGGGGCUCCCCGCGCAGGCGGCGCUCUACGGCCACCCGGUCUACGGCUACUCGGCGGCGGCGGCGGCGGCCGCGCUGGCCGGCCAGCACCCGGCGCUCUCCUACUCCUACCCGCAGGUGCAGGGCGCGCACGCUGCGCACCCCGCCGACCCCAUCAAGCUGGGCGCCGGCACCUUCCAGCUGGACCAGUGGCUGCGUGCGUCCACCGCGGGCAUGAUCCUGCCCAAGAUGCCCGACUUUAACUCCCAGGCACAGUCCAGCCUGCUGGGGAAGUGCCGCAGGCCGCGCACAGCCUUCACGAGCCAGCAGUUGCUCGAGCUGGAGCACCAGUUCAAGCUCAACAAGUACCUGUCGCGGCCCAAGCGAUUCGAGGUGGCCACGUCGCUGAUGCUCACGGAGACCCAGGUGAAGAUCUGGUUCCAGAACCGGCGCAUGAAGUGGAAACGCAGCAAAAAGGCCAAGGAGCAGGCUGCGCAGGAGGCCGAGAAGCAGAAGGGGGGCGGGGGCACCAGCAAAGGUGGCGCAGAGGACAAGGGCGAGGAGGAGCUGCUGGGGCCGCCGGUGGUCGGGGACAAAGGCAGCACCCGCCGCCUGCGGGACUUGAGGGACAGUGACCCGGAGGACGACGAGGACGACGAGGACGAGGACCACUUCCCCUACAGCAACGGCGCCAGCACGCAUGCCGUCUCCGACUGCUCCUCCGAGGCCGACUCGCCACCUCCGCGGCCCGGGGGCCCCGGGCACCAGCCCCUGCCCCAGUAGGAGCCCCGUGCCCCAGGCAGCCGGCAGCCGGGCCAGCCUGUCCAGGUCCAGCCCCGCAGGCCUGGGAGCCAGGCCACCAGCCGUCCCUCUGGGGCUGCCCGUUUGGGCUGCUCUUCAAGGG
Neogale vison (American mink) is the source of this 1342-nucleotide messenger RNA. RefSeq names its product motor neuron and pancreas homeobox 1 (gene MNX1). Gene Ontology annotation, molecular function: DNA-binding transcription factor activity, RNA polymerase II-specific; sequence-specific double-stranded DNA binding. Bases 1 to 1221 code for a protein of 406 amino acids. Gene Ontology annotation, cellular component: nucleus. The transcript has 3 exons. Lineage: Eukaryota; Metazoa; Chordata; Mammalia; Carnivora; Mustelidae. Gene Ontology annotation, biological process: spinal cord motor neuron cell fate specification; regulation of DNA-templated transcription; endocrine pancreas development. The record is from RefSeq and is a predicted model, not a curated record.